UUGGAACAUACCUCUAUUUUCAUAACAUGGGGAAUUUCGCUUGAUGUUUUUUGCGUGUUUACGAUCUGCAGGGAAUACACGUUCGAUAACAUUGAUUAUGGACUCAUCCAAGAAACCUACAGCAAGUAAUCGCCAGCUGACAUGUUAUAUGUGCAUCUAAAUACUCACUGCUUCUACAAGAAGUCUCACGUUUGUUUUAGCCAGAUAUUUAUGACUAUGAGUUUGGUAAAAAAACAACACGGCGUCUUGGAAAAAAAUCACUUACAGUAUGCCACAGACACCACAUCAACAUUAUUAAUGAACGAAUGAAUCAUUAAUUUUGUGUGUUUGUUUUGCAUGACUGCAAACGGAUGUAAUUUAGACAGUGUCCAGUUUGUCUGUUAAAGCAGUGUUUUUCUGUGGCCCGUGAUUCUCGGGGCUGUCUGAAGGGAUGACUUCGUACAGUGUCACUUGCAAACUCGGCGAGGGGAGCUUUGCUAAAGUGUUUCAGCUGUGUUCAGUGGACAGGGACGAGGGACAAGAUUAUGCCUUGAAAGUGAUCGACAAAGAUCGCUUCUCCCACGAUGAACGAGACAAGUGCAUCCAGGAAGCCAAGCUGAUGAGGAAACUGAGGCAUGAGAAUGUCGUCGCCUGUUUUGAUGCCUUUGAGUAUGAGAACCACCUGGUCCUGGUGACAGAAUACUGCCCCCGGGGCGACAUGUACUGUUACCUUGGUGACUGCCGCGAUGCCAAACCUCAAGACCCUGUAUCAGAGAACAGGAUCUCCAGAUGGGUGCUGCAGAUUGCUAAAGCUUUGCAGUAUCUGCAUGAAAGGAAAAUUCUCCACCGAGACCUGAAGACAAAGAACAUCUUCCUGAUGGAUGACUUAACUGUGAAAAUAGGAGACCUCGGAAUUGCCAAACAGUUGGAUUUCACACUGGCCCAGGCCGAUACGUUCCUGGGAACGCCCUUGUACAUGAGCCCCGAGAUAUUCCAGUUCCAGCCCUACAGCUACAAGGCAGACAUCUGGAGCAUGGGCUGCUGUGUGUACGAGAUGAUGACGCUGCGCUUCGCGUUCGAGUCACCGUCGCAGCAGAAGAUGGUGCAGAGGAUCAUCAAGGGCAAGGCCCCGAGUGUUCCGGACAUGUACAGCGAGAGCCUGGGGAGGCUGGCUAACGGCAUGCUCAACAAGGACCCACAACUCCGACCCCAUGCUGCCGACAUCGUCAAACAACUACAGUCAAAUGAAGAGAGACCCAGCUCUGGGGACAUGAAGAUCUCACCACGGAGCAGACGCCGUCUGUCAAUAACAGCUCGCAGUGACAGCCGAGUAGACAUGCCCGACCUCACGCCAUCACUACGGUCAGACCGACACGCCAUCGUCGACUCUCUCAUGACGUUCUUCAGGCAGAACACAGCAACAGGUCUAGGAAACGGAUUUGAAAUUGGCGUUCUGUCCUCCACUAAAUCUGCUCUGUCUAGAACUGUCAAAACAAUAUGGACCCGUAGCCCUAGCCAGGAGGAGACAACUCAUUUUGUGAGAAAGUUUGGUACAGGGUUACAUAAUGGGGAGGAUCAUCAUAGUGAUGAUAUGGUGGACAAUAUUGGGUAUGGGGAGACGUCUGACUUUCAUGAUACUGUGAAGAAGAGUCCCAGGAAACUUGAUAAGACUGCCUCACAGAAAUCCAUGCUCAGAGACUAUUAUGAAGCUGUUGAAAUGUAUGACGAUAGUUUCCAUGACAACCAGCCUGACCCUGACGAGGUCAUUCAAUGGGCCAGGCAGAAUCUGGCAUCUUGUAAGGCAUCGGCUGAACCUCCUUCCAACAUGUCUACUGAUAAGGUCAAGUCAAGAGAACCAUCAGAUGCAAAAAUGAAGACGAGAAAGAAGAAGAAUUUCUUGAAAGCUGUCUCUGAGAAGAAGAAAACCUCGAUGUCAGAGAAGGAACCAUCUGCCCAAAGACAGAAGCCGCCACUACAGAAGACACUGUCUGUUGAUGGCCCAAAGACUGUUACUCUCUUCACUCGGAGUCAGAAAGUCGUCUUCAGGAAGGAAGAGUUCCUCGCAGGGGACGCUGACCCCAUGGAGAGAGAGUUGUCUAAAAGUCUGGACGGGGACACGGAUAUUGUGAAUAUAGGGAGUUUGUGCAAGUCGGACCUUGGCGAGGACAUGCUUAAACGAGCAAAGCAGCUGGUGGAAAUUGUGAAGGAUGAACGACUGCUCCAAGUCCAGCUGCAGGACCUGCUUGGUUGGCGAAACUACAAGAAAUUUGGAGCCUUUCUCAUCAGUGAAGGACGGACAUCAUAGGCAAGGAAUGUUGCUGUAGGUUAAUAUCUGGACAUUGUUGUCAUGGAAAUGACCUAUGCAGGGCGACAUACAGACAAGGUGGAUAUCCCAUGUUGAACAACAGAAGCUUGAUUCCUAGCUAACCCCAUGGCCAUUAUGGAGAGCAGUUGUGUCCAGUUAAAGGAUGAAGUGGAUGAGAGGAUGAUCAUGAUCAUGUUGCCAUGGAGAUGUGUGUCAAAUGUGAGAUGCAAGAUACAGUUUAACUUCACGGAAACCUUUUAUGGAGAUCGAUGUGUGUCAAAGUCAGGAAUGAAAUCAGAAGAAAUUCACAGGAUUUUGUGACUUUGAAGAUGAAACUGUGUCAACUGUUGAAACCUUUUAU
This is a messenger RNA of Haliotis rufescens (red abalone), 2645 nucleotides long. RefSeq names its product serine/threonine-protein kinase 26-like. The transcript is spliced from 12 exons. Gene Ontology annotation, molecular function: protein kinase activity; ATP binding. Lineage: Eukaryota; Metazoa; Mollusca; Gastropoda; Lepetellida; Haliotidae. Gene Ontology annotation, biological process: protein phosphorylation. The record is from RefSeq and is a predicted model, not a curated record. The coding region runs from base 431 to 2284 and encodes 617 amino acids.